Messenger RNA from Saccostrea cuccullata (small rock oyster), 1888 nucleotides. RefSeq names its product heat shock 70 kDa protein 12A-like. Bases 377 to 1888 code for a protein of 503 amino acids. Lineage: Eukaryota; Metazoa; Mollusca; Bivalvia; Ostreida; Ostreidae. Gene Ontology annotation, molecular function: ATP-dependent protein folding chaperone; ATP binding. The transcript has 4 exons. The record is from RefSeq and is a predicted model, not a curated record.
AGUACCCGACACAUUCAGAAUGGCAGAAAAUUUGUCUUCCGACACACCUGAUCUCACCAAAUCAAAUAGUAGCAACUACGGGAAGCAGUCCUUGGAAUCCGUGCUGAGUGACCAAAACUAUCUUUUUGUCGUGGCUUUGGAUUUUGGAACAACAUAUUCAGGUUACUAGUAUUCUUUUAGCGCAAGGGACAGAUUUCGUCGAAACCCUUUGGAUAUCCAUUGCAAUCAGGAAUGGAUUGGGGGAGGCGCAUCUUUGAUUUCGUUAAAAACUCCAACAUCUCUUCUUCUUGACAAGGAUGGCGCAUUUGUGGCAUUUGGUUACGAGGCAGAGGAUAAGUUUUAUUCAGAAGUGGCAAGGGAUCGACGUGGAAAUUUUAUGCUGUUCAGACGAUUUAAAAUGAAAUUACAUAACAAGAAGGGAAUUAGUGAAAUGCUUUAUUUGGAAGAUGAGGCUGGAAAAGGAUAUCCUGCAAAACAUGUUUUUACGCUAUCCAUAAAGGCAUUGGUAGAUCAUUUUAAAGGACACAUCAAAAAACAGAUUCUUGACAUAGAGUUGUCAGAAAAAGAUGUAAGAUGGGUUUUAACGGUUCCCGCAAUCUGGAGUGAUGCUGCUAAGGAAUACAUGCGACAAUGUGCUAUUAAAGCAGGCAUUCCGGACAAAAUGUUGAAAAUUGCUCUGGAACCAGAAGCAGCAUCUAUAUAUUGCCAAUUUCUUCCCAUCGAAAGGAACCCGGAAGGUUUUGGAAUGACAAAGGAAGGCACAAAAUAUAUGAUUGUUGACAUAGGAGGAGGCACUGCUGACAUAACUGUUCAUGAAAAAGUCAAAGCAGGGAAAUUGAGAGAACUCCACCAAGCCUCUGGAGGAGCAUAUGGAGGAACAGCGGUUGACAGAGAAUUCGAGAAAUGCCUUACAGAUAUACUGGGAGAAAAAGUCAUGGAAACACUCCGUAAAUCGAAAACAGAAAUAUACAUCGAUAUCUUUAGGGAGUUCGAAGUUGCAAAACGGACAUUCACACCGGACAGCGAAGGCCCUAUUCGAAUGACAAUUUCGUAUGUUGCACUGAAUGAGUUAUCAGAGAAAAUUUUAGGAAAGACUUUGGUCGAGUUAUUCAAGAACGUAGAGGGAAUGCGAUUGAAGUUGGACAAACUGCAUAUAGAUGUUGAGACCAUAAAGAGGUUUUUCGAUCCAUCGAUUAAAGAACUUAUCCAGCAUAUGCAACAAAUUAUGCAAAAUCCACAGACAGAUGGAAUAACCAUUAUUUUGUUAGUUGGGGGGUCAGCUGAUUCCAAAUAUAUACAAUCCAAGGUUGAAAAGGCGUUUGAUUCAGUUCGGUUGAUUAUACCCCCAGAGGCAGGAUUGGCGGUGCUGAAAGGAGCUGUUAUCUUCGGUCAUGAUCCAACCCUCAUUAAAUCAAGAAUUUUGCGUUUUACGUACGGUACUGGAGUAUGUCCCGAUUUCGAUCCAACUAUUCACAGAGAAGACAAGAAAAUAACAAUUCAGGGUGUCGAUCGUUGUACUGAUUGUUUCAGUGUGAUCCUUUCCGCGGGAACUGAGGUGGAAAUAGGUCAGGAAAAAGUCCAAGGGUAUUCAGCCGCCUCUUGCCUUCAAGAUGGAGCCUUAGUACAAAUAUUUUGCUCACCCAAAAAGGAAGUGAAAUAUACAGAUGAUCCCGGAUGUUUUCUACUUGGAGAACUGUACGUUCCUUUACCUAUAACUCGUUUGAUGGGGAUUUUGAAUAAAGGUGGGGGAGAAGCACAACCAUUCAUUGUUGUUUACAUCUUUGGAGACACAGAAUUGAAAAUUAUGGCUAUAGAUGCUGUAACUAAAAUUCCGACAAGCUGCAUAUUGAAAAUGAAAGAUUUUGAGAAUGAAGAGGAAAACGAAUAA